Messenger RNA from Hyaloscypha bicolor E, 497 nucleotides. RefSeq lists its product as uncharacterized. The transcript is spliced from 2 exons. NCBI's taxonomy places the organism in Eukaryota, Fungi, Ascomycota, Leotiomycetes, Helotiales, Hyaloscyphaceae. The record is from RefSeq and is a predicted model, not a curated record. The annotation marks the transcript as partial.
AGGCACGGUCACGGAUUAUAUCCAGAUGGAACGUCCAAAGAGAAAGGAGCCUCCUAGGAAUGAUCCAGAUUAUUGGCGAGCGUACGAAACGCUUCCGAUUGCGGAAUUUUUCCAGGGCUGGAUAGAUAAUUAUCGCUCUUUGGACUGGGUUACUGUCCCUGAGAAUACCGAUGAUGGGGCGAUGCUGAGUCGGACGAAGAAAACAGAUGAAGUUCGAGCUAUUUAUCGUGAGCACGGCUGGCCUGAUUCUUUCAGGAGGGAAGAAUGUAGGAAGGCAUUGAUAGAGUGGGAUAAUAAUUGAAACAGGAUCAGCGGGGGCAAGGAGCUAUAUGCAACAAGGAUAUUUGUCUGAUUAAAUGGUGAUCCUGCUGUAAAGUGGUCAACCAAGAAGCUAUUUGUGAGCUACAAGUUGAAAUCUCAGGUUCUACAAGUGCCUUUAACGUUAGUAGAGGUCAAAAAAAAACCGUCGGAGGACCCUCUAACAUUAGUGAAAGGCA